Molecule: messenger RNA, 1326 nt
Organism: Sander lucioperca (pikeperch)
Lineage: Eukaryota; Metazoa; Chordata; Actinopteri; Perciformes; Percidae
Exons: 5
Coding region: 115-1056 (313 amino acids)
Source: RefSeq, a predicted model, not a curated record
CUCUGCGUGGAGUCUCCACACAACCAUAACUCAAGUUUUAAGGCGUGGUCGUUUGAAAUAUCAGAGAGCACAGCUUCAGUUCCUUCUUUCUAUUUCAUUCACUCAUAACUAACAAUGGCUGCUGCUGAACUGCAGAGACGAGAAGAAUUCCUGGUAGAGGGAGAGUCUUUCAGACAGAAUGCUUUCCUGAUUAUCAAUGAAAUGGUUGCCAUGGAGAGGCAGAGACCUAAUAGGGUGUUAGUGGAUGAGGUUCUUCACAGCAUCUUCUUUUUGGGAAAGAUCAACACGCCGCCAUAUUCACCAGAAAGGAUUCUGAGUGAUGCUGAUUUGAUAAGGGAAUUUAAGAUCCGAUUCCCUCUACCUUUUGAGAAAUGUUCCUCUCAGGUACCCAGGAGGAGUCCAUUUUCAUGUGUGCUCGACAUGGUUGUCGACCUGACUGGACAAGUCAAUGAAGGAGCAAUCAGACAGAAGCUGCAACAGCUCGUCGGUGAACUGAGGGGGGAUAUUAACAAAAAGCCUCUGGUCUCCAAAACCAUCUGUGUCUCUCAGAGCAAUCCCCCAGGUUCAGUCAGGUACUACGGAGUCUCCAUGUCCACUGAUGGCGCUGUACCAAAGAAAAUCCUGAUUGGUGCUUCCUGUCUCAGCAAGUGGGAAAGAUAUGUAGCUGACGCAGUGAUGACCUACUAUCCAGAGCCAAAUACUAGGCCAUUUGUCAAAAAGACAUAUUUCGAUGGAACCAUCAAAGUUCCAGAGAAUGUCCGGUGCGAAACGUUUGAUCUCUAUGACGGAGGAUUAAAGCCUCCUUGUAAGUCAUGUGGUGAGUUGUUUGGUUUGGCAACAACUGAAACAAGGGGAUUCAUCCACGGCAACUGUGCCGAAGCUGAAAGUCUGAGCAAAUUGUUUAAAGGUGAUGAAGCAGUUAGAGGUCAAGUACCAGCACCAACUGGUGGUGACAGAGAGAGGGCUAUAACAAGCAUCCAUGAUGCUCUUAAACGUUUUGUGCGCGCCUUUCAGGGAUUUAGUCAAUGGACAGAUAGUUUUUACACACCACAGUAAGCCAGAUCUUAAGAAGAGAAAGACUGAAUCAGGGCAGGGACGAUGUGCUUUAGUCCUGAUUUGCUUUAGUCCUGAUACACGAGUGUGAUUUUCAUUUAUUGUUAUUCAAUAGGAGUAUUGGGAUCUUCUUUUCCUUCUUUAACAAAAACAAAAGUUUAAUAAAACACGUCUAGAGACGAUAUAUCAGGAGAUAUUUCUAAAAACUAACAUGUUUUCUAAGAAGAAUGACAUCACAUGUCAGUCAGUCUGAUGUUGAUUUACUUUGUAAAG